Molecule: messenger RNA, 1670 nt
Organism: Alosa alosa (allis shad)
Lineage: Eukaryota; Metazoa; Chordata; Actinopteri; Clupeiformes; Clupeidae
Gene: atf7a
Product: activating transcription factor 7a
Exons: 12
Coding region: 131-1630 (499 amino acids)
Biological process (GO): regulation of transcription by RNA polymerase II
Molecular function (GO): DNA-binding transcription factor activity, RNA polymerase II-specific; cAMP response element binding
Source: RefSeq, a predicted model, not a curated record
GGACCGAUUGAUGUCGGGCUGACGUUGCCUCUCGCGAUGCUUUGCGUAGGAGGGGAGUGUCAGAUUCCACGGACAAGAGAGGAUAGAGGGAGAGAGGGGCGCUGAGUUACAUUGCAAGCUCUUCGCAAAAAUGGGGGACGACAGACCUUUUGUGUGCAAUGCUCCUGGCUGCGGGCAGAGAUUCACCAAUGAGGACCACUUGGCUGUGCACAAGCACAAACAUGAGAUGACUCUGAAGUUUGGCCCAGCGAGGACCGACUCUGUCAUCAUAGCAGACCAGACACCGACUCCCACACGCUUCCUGAAGAACUGUGAGGAGGUCGGUCUCUUCAAUGAGCUGGCCAGCUCCUUCGAGCAAGAGUUCCGCAAGGCCCAGGAGGACGACGACAAGCGGGCCAAGAACCCGGCACUCUCCUCUGCCAGCACGGGGGUCCUGGACAUGAGCCUGCAGACGCCCUCCGAAGUGAAGGUGAAGGAGGAGGAGCCUGUGGAGGUGGACUCGUCCCCUCCUGGCAGCCCAGAGUCCAUCUCCAGCAGGUCGGACAGCGAAAAUGAGUACGUGGGGAGACCAAAGGACACUCCCCCCAGACCUCCGGUGAGUGCCGCCCCGACCCCCACCAUCGUGCGGCCGGGCUCGCUGCCCUUGCACCUGGGCUACGACGCGCUGCACCCCACCAUGCCCUCGCCCACCUCCGUCAUCACGCAGGCCCCGCCAUCCAACCGCCAGCUCGGGUCUCCGACUGGUCCAUAUCCGAUGAUGAUGCUUCCCAAUGGCCAGACAGUGCCCGUGUUGCCUGGGCCGAUGCAGAUGCAGAUGCCCUCAGUAAUAUCUCUGGCGAGACCUCUGAUGGUGCCCAACAUUCCUGGCAUCCCUGGACCUCCACUAGGGGGCAGCAGCAGCGGCUCGUCCUCACCGUCAGGCUACAACCCCCAUUCUGAGGCCAAGAUGAGGCUGAAGGCUGCCCUGUCCCAGCAGACAGCCACAGCACAGAGCUGCGGCCGGGUGUCCAGCCCCAUGGUGCCCCAGCGGAUGGAGCAGAGUCAGCUGCUGGUUCAGCAACCAGACGCCCCGUCCCCUGCACAGCCACAGGUAUCUCCCGCUCAACCCACGGGGGGCCGUAGGCGGCGGGCGGCGGACGACGACCCUGACGAGCGGCGGCAGCGCUUCCUGGAGCGGAACCGGGCGGCAGCCUCGCGCUGCAGGCAGAAGCGCAAGGUCUGGGUCAACUCCCUGGAGAAGAAGGCUGAGGAGCUCACCUCUCUCAAUGUGUCUCUGUCGAAUGAGGUGACCCUCUUACGGAACGAAGUGGCCCAUCUGAAGCAGCUGCUGCUGGCCCACAAGGACUGCCCUGUGACCACCCUACAGAAGAAGAACGCCUACCUGGGAGACGAGACCAUGAAAGACGUGUCGGAGCCCGUGGGCUCCCCGGCCGCAGUCAUCCAGCACAGCUCGUUGGCCCCGAGCCCCUCCUCGGCGGGCCCCAACGGGCUGAGCGCACGGGCGGCGGCCGAGGCGGUGGCCAUGUCGGUGCUGGCGGGCAUGGGCGGCCACCGGGGCGAGCAGGGCCACGGUGCCGGCGGGCCCUCUCACGUCAUCAUGGCCACACAGUCCCAGCCCUCCACCAGAUGAUGAGCGCAGCCCAGCGGGUACGGGACUCCAAUCCCCAAGC